This is a messenger RNA of Rhinolophus ferrumequinum (greater horseshoe bat), 1022 nucleotides long. It is a transcript of the gene TMEM101, whose product is annotated as transmembrane protein 101. Gene Ontology annotation, biological process: positive regulation of canonical NF-kappaB signal transduction. Lineage: Eukaryota; Metazoa; Chordata; Mammalia; Chiroptera; Rhinolophidae. The coding region runs from base 75 to 848 and encodes 257 amino acids. The record is from RefSeq and is a predicted model, not a curated record. The transcript is spliced from 4 exons.
GGAAGUUACGCAGCGCAGCCCGGCGCCGGCCUCCCUGACGGGGGUGAGGCCGCAGCGGACUGCCCUUCCCCAAGAUGGCGUCGAAGGUGGGUUCGCGACGGUGGAUGCUGCAGCUGCUCAUGCAGUUGGGCUCAGUGUUGCUCACACGCUGCCCCUUCUGGGGCUGCUUCAGCCAGCUCAUGCUGUACGCCGAGAGGGCCGAGGCACGCCGGAAGCCCGACAUCCCAGUGCCCUACCUGUACUUCGACAUGGGGGCGGCCGUGCUGUGUGCUAGCUUCAUGUCCUUCGGAGUGAAGCGGCGCUGGUUCGCGCUGGGCGCUGCACUCCAGCUGGCCAUUAGCACCUACGCCGCCUACAUCGGGGGCUACGUCCACUACGGGGACUGGCUGAAGGUUCGUAUGUAUUCGCGCACAGUUGCCAUCAUUGGCGGUUUUCUUGUGCUGGCCAGCGGUGCUGGAGAGCUCUACCGUCGGAAACCCCGCAGCCGUUCCCUCCAGUCCACUGGCCAGGUCUUCCUGGGCAUCUACCUCAUCUGCGUGGCCUAUUCGCUGCAGCACAGCAAGGAGGACCGGCUGGCAUAUCUGAACCAUCUCCCAGGAGGGGAGCUCACGAUCCAGCUGUUCUUCGUGCUGUAUGGCGUCCUGGCCCUGGCCUUCCUGUCGGGCUACUACGUGACCCUGGCUGCCCAGAUCCUGGCUGUACUGCUGCCCCCGGUCAUGCUGCUCAUUGAUGGCAAUGUUGCCUACUGGCACAACACGCGGCGCGUUGAGUUCUGGAACCAGAUGAAGCUCCUUGGAGAGAGUGUGGGCAUCUUUGGGGCUGCUGUUAUACUGGCCACUGAUGGCUGAAUUGCACGAGAGGCUGAGAUGGGUACAGGGAGCCACUGAGGACCACCUUACCUUCCUCCUUCCUGGCCCAGUUAUGUUUAUUUAUGCUUUUUGGUCUGUUUGAUUGAUCCUUUGGGGUGUGUGUGUGUGUGUGUGUGUGUGUGUGUUAAGAGGCUGGUCUGUUCCUCAGUUCCU